Messenger RNA from Rangifer tarandus platyrhynchus (Svalbard reindeer), 1161 nucleotides. The record is from the annotation of a GenBank genome assembly. NCBI's taxonomy places the organism in Eukaryota, Metazoa, Chordata, Mammalia, Artiodactyla, Cervidae.
AUGGACAAACUUGAUGCUAAUGUGAGUUCCAAGGAGGGUUUCGGGUCAGUGGAGAAGGUCGUGCUGCUCACGUUUCUCUCGGCAGUUAUCCUGAUGGCUAUCUUGGGGAACCUGCUGGUGAUGGUGGCCGUGUGCAGGGACAGACAGCUGAGGAAAAUAAAAACCAAUUAUUUCAUUGUGUCUCUCGCCUUUGCGGAUCUGCUGGUGUCAGUGCUCGUGAUGCCCUUCGGUGCCAUUGAUCUCGUUCAAGACAUCUGGAUUUACGGGGAGAUGUUCUGCCUUGUCCGGACAUCUCUGGAUGUCCUGCUCACAACAGCAUCGAUUUUUCACCUGUGCUGCAUUUCUCUGGAUAGGUAUUAUGCCAUCUGCUGCCAGCCUUUGGUCUAUAGGAACAAGAUGACCCCUCUGCGCAUCGCAUUAAUGCUGGGAGGCUGCUGGGUCAUCCCCAUGUUUAUCUCUUUUCUCCCUAUAAUGCAAGGCUGGAAUAACAUUGGAAUAAUUGAUUUGAUAGAAAAAAGGAAGUUCAAGCAGAACUCUAACUCUACGUACUGUAUCUUCAUGGUCAACAAGCCCUAUGCCAUCACCUGCUCCGUGGUAGCCUUCUACAUCCCAUUUCUCCUCAUGGUGCUGGCCUAUUAUCGCAUCUAUGUCACAGCUAAGGAGCAUGCUCACCAGAUCCAGAUGCUACAACGGGCAGGAGCCCCCACAGAGGGUAGGCUCCAACCAACAGACCAGCAUAGCACUCAUCGCAUGAGGACAGAGACCAAAGCAGCCAAGACUCUGUGCAUCAUCAUGGGCUGCUUCUGCCUUUGCUGGGCUCCAUUCUUUGUCACCAAUAUUGUGGAUCCAUUCGUAGACUAUACUGUUCCUGGGCAGGUGUGGACUGCUUUCCUCUGGCUUGGCUACAUCAAUUCUGGGUUGAACCCCUUUCUCUACGCCUUCUUGAAUAAGUCUUUUAGACGUGCCUUCCUCAUCAUCCUCUGCUGUGAUGAUGAACGCUACCGAAGACCUUCCAUUCUGGGCCAGACUGUCCCCUGUUCAACCACAACCAUUAAUGGAUCCACACAUGUGCUAAGGUACACGGUUCUGCACAGUGGACACCAGGAACUCGAGAAACUGCCCAUACACAAUGACCCAGAAUCCCUGGAAUCAUGCUUCUGA